UUUAAAACAUCGUCAUUGAUCCGCGCUGUUAAACGACAAAAUUGGGAAUUUUUACACACUGAUGUGACUCUGAAAGACUUACUUGGUGAGGGUCAGUUUGGAGAAGUUCGAAGUGGUGUGUUGGAUAUAGGUGGCAAGAAAGCGAAAGAAAUAAAAGACAAGAAACAGCUGGAAAAAGCGAAAGAAAAAAUUAAGGAAAUGAUGCACGAGGCGCGUUUAAUGCGCAAUUUCAGACAUGUUAAUGUGGUUAGAAUGUACGGCGUUGCUGUGUGCCAUGAACCUCUGAUGAUUCUUCUUGAAAAGGUGAACGGCGGCUCAUUAUUCGACCUUUUGGAUCGAAAAAAAGGCCAAAUUCCCGAAGAAGAAAAAGUCGAUAAUAUGUCGCUUGGUGCAGCGAGAGGAAUUGAAUAUCUUCAUUCACAGCAAUGCAUACAUCGAGAUAUCGCGUCAAGAAACGUUUUAUACACAGAGACAAAAAUAGCCAAAAUCAGCGACUUUGGAAUGUCGAGAUCGGGACCACUUUAUGAGAUGAAACGAGGUGGUCGUAAGAGAAUACCACUCAAGUGGACGGCACCUGAAAGUAUGGUUGCAUUCCAGUACACCUCCAAAACCGAUGUCUUUUCAUUCAGUAUUCUCUUGUGGGAAAUAUUCUCGGACGCAGCAGAGCCGUACGCUGGUAUGACGUGCCUUGAGGUUAAGAAAAUGGUACAGUACGUGACAUUAUUUCGGCUGUCCUCGAAAGAGAUUUCAUGUGGAGAAAGACUCAAAAAGCCACAGAAUUGUCCAGACGAUAUGUAUCGCCUAAUGAACAAAUGUUGGGAACAAAAUCCAGCUAAGCGAUGCACAAUGAGUGAAGUAAUUUUUUCUUGGACUGAAAAUUCUUUCAAUCAGGGAAGUGGAUGA
Anisakis simplex (herring worm) is the source of this 903-nucleotide messenger RNA. NCBI's taxonomy places the organism in Eukaryota, Metazoa, Nematoda, Chromadorea, Rhabditida, Anisakidae. The record is from the annotation of a GenBank genome assembly.